Cephus cinctus (wheat stem sawfly) is the source of this 3698-nucleotide messenger RNA. RefSeq lists its product as uncharacterized. The transcript has 7 exons. Lineage: Eukaryota; Metazoa; Arthropoda; Insecta; Hymenoptera; Cephidae. The coding region runs from base 984 to 3581 and encodes 865 amino acids. The record is from RefSeq and is a predicted model, not a curated record.
CGUAUCUUCAGGGUUCAUGGGAUACUUUAACGACAAGAACAUACAGAUCGGGUAUACGAUCGUGUGCGAAAUUUAUUAUUUUUGCACACCCAGUAUAUGGGAUGGUCUAUACAUGUAUGUUAUAUUGUUAUAGGAUGAUUUGAUUACUUGGGUUAUCGUGCACGGGGCGUUCACGUAUGUGGUGAUCGACAUGACGUAUGAGAAUACGUAAAUAGACCCGGUUGAUAUUGCAAAUUUUUAAUUGCAAAUUUUUGCACUUUUACAACCCGAAAAUAUUUCUUUGACUUUCCGUGUGCAACGUGAGACUGGGAUUUUUUUUUUGUUUUUUGUUUUUUUCAGAGUCGUCCGAAGUUAAUUUUCUUACGAGCGUGCAAAUAAUUCGCACUCGUAUACAAGCGCGGCAAAUGUUAUUCGCAAAUCUCCGUGCUCACGCCAGUGGCAGACAUUCGACGGUGACUCGCGGCCGUGGAAAAACGUGCAAAUAUGAUUUUAAUAUUUGCACUGCGCUUCUCCGUUAUCGAUUUUGCGAGUUUGCGAUUGACAGUAAAUAUCUGCACAGUGUUCGCGGCGGAGACAUUUGUACGUAAAGAAAAAAAAUAAAAAAAUAAAAAAAAAUUAAAAAAAAGAACUUUGGUGCAUCUCGCAAUCGCGGCGAGUGACUCGGGACUACGUGUAAACUUGAGGCAAACGAGAAAUUGCCAGGCGUAACGCGACUUUGUAGUGGCGUCGGGACGCUUAAUCGCUACGCGUAAAUCGUCCGUGCUCGAGGACGCCGCUUACCUGUAGGUCGUUUGUGAAAAUGAAAAAAAAUAAAUAAAAUCAUAAAACCUUCACGAAAGACCAUUUAGGGUCUUUGACGAUCGUCAUUCCAUUUGUCGUUUGAAUAUAACUGUUCGUUACGAAAACACGUGCUGCCAUCUAUAAUAUGUCUUUGACACUAAAUCAUCCGCACAGUUAUCGCGAACAAGGCCCUAGACGUAAGAAUGUACGAGACACACAAUCCUGGCUUUUGUUAUCACUCCACUGGAGCAAUAAAAGAAAGUAUCCUGUCAAAUUCAAACAAGAGCAAAGAUCCGUACGAAGACGUUCGGGCGAUGCUAUUUACGAAUGGCGAACUGGAUCCCGAAAAAGUACUAUGUCUUCACCUAUUAACUGCUCACAGUCCUAAAUCCCUAGAAUCAACGAGCAAUGCAGUUAGACCCGUGACGUCACUACUGGAAGAAGGUAAGAGAAAGCAUUUCACCGGUCCCUGGAACAGCAUGCUGCCUUGUUACGUGGUGGAUGUUAGACACGACAUAGAUGUCAAUGAGGAUCUUACAGAGGCACUCAGAUUCCAUAAAGAUCCACGCAGAGUCACCCAGGAGCACGAGACAAUGAAGGAGUUCCAGAUGAAGUAUCAGCGAUACGUAGAAAAUAAUGCAGACGUAGGAAUGGCUUUGUGGGCCAACGAGAGACACAGAAAAAUGAUACCGAAUUCAUUAGGAAGAAUGCCACUUAUACCUCCGCACGUUUAUUCCAUUUUGGAUCCCUCACACGAACUCAGAGUUAAACACGGCACUGCCGAAGGAUCCCGAAAAAUAAGGUUAAGGACGGACACCGAUAUCGAGCAAUGGGACGCGAAAAGUCUGUCGUUUCGGUUAGACGACAACGAAGAUGUCGCUAGCGUCGCGGCUGGCAGUUCUGUCGAAAUAUUUCGACCAUCCAAUCUCAGGAGUCCGUCCAGAUCGAUUUUUGGAUCAAAGUGCAAAUUCGAGGGGGGUGUCACAGUGCUGAAAAGUCGAAACAAAGAAAAUGGUGAAAUCUUAAGCAUAAAGCCAAGUAGCAGAACGUUAAAAGUGACAUCUAGGUGUUGCAGCGUGAGAUCUCCAUUUGAAAAAAUGUUUAACGGUGACCGUACGAAUUCUUGUAAUUCCGUGACUUCUGGUACGAUCAGUCCGGGUAGUGACGUCACGCGAAAAUAUCGAAGAUGCAUAUAUUUGAAUUCACCGAUAAGGAACUUUAAACUGAGAGGCAAGGAAUGUCAGACUGUGGAAAUUCUGGUUAAUAAUCAAAUUCAAGCACUGGUCCAUUCUGUGCUGAAUGUUCUUGAACGCGUGAAUCCGAAAAAGAUGAUGAGGAUCAUACAGACGGCUCAGGAUCCUGAUGAGAUACGUCAAAUGGUAAUGAAGCCGGACAUUCAGCUCUUUAUGGAAUCAUUGUCGGGACAACCUUUGGUUUCCUCGCCAGAAAGCUUUGUAAUUUCUAAGGCUACGGUAUUAGAUGAGAUUGACCCGAGAUUAGAAAGAUCGCUGGAGAAGGAACUGGUAGCCAUGACCCUCGAAAUGCCACCGGCGCCCAGUUUGGAUCUUCUUGUCAUGGAAAUACGAAACAAUCUCUUCGUAGAGCCUAACAAAAUGGUUACGUCGAAGAUCAAGGAGAAGGUAGACACUUUUACGAGUCUGAAAGAAAAAUAUCAUUGGAUUAAUGAAAAGGAACUUGAAGAGGAAGAAGAGACUUUUGACUUCGAUGAUACUUAUGCCAGACAAGAACCAGUUGAAACAUCAACUGUCGAGACUCAAUGGAAAUUACCACCUGUGUCGGUAAAGCAGGAACCGUUUCAGGACUUAUCAUUGUCGCAGAACCAUGGAAAGGUAAUGGUUGACAAGAAGCUGAUAAUGGAUUCCAAGGAUCUCGUGAUGAAAUUUAGAUCUAAUAAAGAUGACAUAAUGAAGAAGAUUCAACAGAAAGCAAUGAAUAGUCAGAAUUCCAGAAAAGAAGCUACUACUAAAAUUAUUAAGAAACGUCAGAGCGGAAGGGACAAUGCUAAUCACAAGAAGCCAUUAUCAAAGGGACGUAUAAAACUAAGAAGACAUAUUACAUCAGUACCUAAGACGAAUCUUGAGAUAAGAGCGAGAACGGAUCAAAGAAUUAGAAAAAAAUUAGAAGCUCCAAAAGAAAAAUUAAAUCUGCUCCAGGAAAGGGGUCUGAGAGGCAAAUUCAAUCCUGAAAAAGUGUCUACCUGUAUUGGGAAUGGAAGAAAAAUAUUUGAGGAUGACGUCAACUCGAGAAAUGUAAUAAGACCAAGGGUCAGGGAUUCCGUAAUGACUUUUGGAAGUAUUUCGAAGGCCGGAAGUUCAUGUUACAUUGGUAUGCAAAGUCAGGCGUCUUUGAAGAUAACGUCAGGAGAUAGGCCGUCUUCGCCGAAGUGUCAAUUCAAGCCAUGGAAAGUGAUACAGGAUACUGGAUAUUUGGAUCCUGAUCGGAUUAUAUUACGCAGAAUGACGAAUACUCAGAGAAUUUUGGUUGGACAAAUGUGUGCCUCAUUGAAGACCAGAAAAAUUAAUACAGAAGGAUUGGUCAAGGAAAGAACUCCGCUUGCUGCUUUGAUCACGCCGGUCUUGUCCCAGGAUAGUAUAAAGAUAUUGACUAAGGGUACUAUGUGCUUAAGGUCAAACACCUUGAAGAAGAUUCCGGAAGAGAAAGAGGAUGCUGUAGGGAAUAUGGAGAAAUUAACUGGACCAUUGUUGGCUAAGGUACGGCAAGAAGUAGCAGAAAAUGAAACUCAGAAAAGACUACGAAAUUUUUUAAAAGAUAGAAUUUAAUUAGGCGAUCUGAAAAUCGAUUUUUUAAUCGUAAAUAGUUUAUGUAAUUUUAGAAGAUAUAAAGAAUAAAACUAAUUUAAUUUUACCAACCGAAAUCCUGUUGUAUAAAUGCCAGCU